AUGACUGUGGGCACUUUCCAUAACGAAAGCUGCGAUCUCAUCUUCACGGAUAUGGAUGCGUCCGACGACUCGGUCGCCGGAGGUGACGAGUUGGUGGACGUAGGAUACUGCCAGAGCAGCAUGCCUUCAGUAGGCGCAGACUGCUCAGACCGACAGGUGGCGGGAGUUGACCUCGAUUCGAAGGAUGAACAUGACAACUUUGAGAUACUGCAGUACCGGCUGAUGCAGGAGGAGGAGAAGUCCUGGGUCUUGAAUCAACAACUGGAAGAUGACCAAAUGGCUCACUCUCAGCUACGACAGCAGCUGGCGGCUCUGGAAGAUGAGCACCAGCGCUUGCAGACAGAGUACUCGGCAGUCACCGAACUGUUCGCAGAUAAAGAGCUGCGGAAACUCCGGUUGCUAGCCGAAGAAACUCUUAGUCAAGCUGACGCGAGAACGAGGGUCCUCCUUGCGGAGGGCGUGGCCGUCGUCUGCAUUCUUGCACGCAAGUGGAGGAGCCAGGAGCUCCAGGCGGAGUUCGAAAAGAACUCGCUUGAUCAUCUACAACUCGCGCGCCUCUCGCUGACACAGUGUGCCGAAGAUGCGACGGAGACCCGCGAAGAACCUCAUCUAGGGACAGGCACUUCGGGCGAGGAUAUGGUUGUGCCGGCGCUUCGCCCUACCGUGAAGGACGAGGGCGACGCCCGAGUGCGUGCUGCUGAGAAGACGAAUCUGUGUGAGGACAAGGACACACAUGUCGCUGCUCUCGUCGCCCCGGAAGCGAGCCUCCAAGUUCAGGUCGAGUGCGCAUCUAUACCGAACGCUGCAGGGGCGAAGCCUACUGCUCCGAACGCCGUCGCGUUGAAUGCUGGCAUGAGGAAGUCGCUCUCCACUCGGCAAGCUGACAGCUGGGCAGCCGGCUGUACGGAGCGGGUGGACGCCAGAUUGACUACGGGCUCCGGUAGCGUGAGUGCGCGGAAUCUGCUCACCAGCCGCCAGACGAUCGCGGCGGGGUCCCAAGCGUCCCCCAAUCCCUCCCGGACCGCGCGCUUGAACCCGGUGAACGAGAGUUCUCUCGCAGUCAGCAGCCGCCCGGCUCCGACGCGGGCGCCACUACGCCGCGUCGAGUCAGAACGGUUUUUCGCCCCAGCGGGUGGGAGGCGGACAGGCGCUGAAGCGACUCGGCAAGUUGCAGGGCGACGCGAAGCCGAGAAGAGAGCCGUGCUCAGCAGAACUCUCUCUUCGUGUCCGACGCCGCGCGCGAAUGAGGUGAAACGACCUCUAGCUGCGAAAGCGUGCGCAAGCGAGAACGUUGAAACGGCGGGAGCGACUCGUCCUCGAAUUCGGGGUUGCUUGUCGUUUAGCUCCGUUUGCAGUGGAAAGUCGGCUUCAACGCGAGGCUCUGGAGCUUUGUCCUUCAGAGGAGAGCGCAAGUCCACAACGAUAGAGAACUGCAAACAACCCGGUCUCGCGGUGGCGGCGGUUGCGAAAGCAAGGCAAAGCAGGGCCGCACUCGAGACAUCUAGAGGGAGAGCGACCGCACGCGGACAGCGGCAGGGGACGCAUUCUCGCGGCGCUGUGUGUGAGGGAAAUCGUGAAAGGCUCAAAGAGAGCCCAUUAGUGCCGACAGAAUCUUGUACUCCUGGCGGUUUGAACACGAUCGCCGACGGUGGAAACGCGGACCCAGCGGGAGAAAGCCGUGCGGAACUAGGCGAACUGGCAAGAGAUCGUGCAGUCGAAAUUUCUUCCAGUCUCCGACCCAACAGCAACGAGACGACCCUCGGCUUUCAUUCGGCCUGUGCGGGUGCCACGGUUGCCUCGACUGUCGAGGGAGAUCUCUGCACAUCUCUCCACACGCCGGGGGACGAUCUCAUUUGCCAGGUGAGGCCGCGCACGGGUAUGCCUGUCUCCAGUGGUCCCUGCAGCACACCGGGGGCUGCUGUGCCUCUCGUGCCUGAAGGCAGCUCAGCUCCCUUCAGUGGACUCGCGCCUGUGCCUCUCUUAGUGCCAGCCUCGCCAGGCAAGGGAGGUGCUCAGGGUUCAGCUGGCGCGGGAUUGCCAGACUCUGCGCACAUGCCUACUCCCGUCGCAAGCGCCGGUUCUACUUUGCCUCCUGGUAGGAGCAGUACUCUCGUGGAUAGCACAGUGCCGCGGGGGGCGUCGAAGCUGCCCCCUCUUCCCCCUAGCCAUACUGCAUCGAUGCAGCAAACUAGGCCGAGGAACGAGGCACGCGCGUCCGAUGAUGCAGACCCCAGGAAGAUGCGUGUUAGGCCCGUGCACGGAGGAGACGGUCAUCAGUCCUCAGCGGUGGUGGCACUGCGCACAGGAGCGCCGCCCACUGACGGCGAGCGAGCUGCAAGUAGCCAACUGGAGAAGAGAGCCUGCACGUCUUCCACUGCUCGUCUGAUUCCUUCGCCUUCGGGCCCUCGCACCGCUCCUGCGCAGGCGCGGAAAUCUGAGGAGCAGGAAAUCCCGCCGCAGCCGGAGAUGCUGAGCGCAAUCCAGGGCGGCCUAGCAGGGUCUGACAAGUCGCGCGCACAGCUCGUAAAGAUGGCGGGAGAACGUGGCGCAUCACACGAAGAUCUGGGAGAGCGCUCGUCGCGCAGUCACGGGAAAGCGGCCGUUGGAGAGUGGGACUUAGCACCUAGACCCUCCUCACAGGAGACCUGCCUGAUGUCAGGCCAUGGCGCUGGCGCACAGGAGGCGGUCGGAAGAGAGCCUCCAGUUGUAACCGCGGAUGCAGCAGAUUUCAGGGGGGCUAAAGCGCAGGCGCUUUUGAUCAGAAGAAGGUCGACGAGUCGAUCAGCAGGGCGAAUGGCGCAUUCGAUUAAACCGAAGAGGAAAACAACACUUAAGGACGGGGGGAACUGCACUGGCAAUGAGCAUCCGACGCCGAUUCUGGAUGGCAACUCUAUGGCGAAGGCGAGAUUGGCGGCAGGCCGAGCGUCGACAGCCUUCCUGGGCGUAAAGGGAGAUCCAUCACUGGACUGCGCUAGGACCGUCAUUGACCCGCAGAAUCGGCCUGCGUGCACCGCUGACUUAUUCUCCUCCUCUGCCCCUGCUGAGACUCUGGCUACUCUCUGCCGAACUUCGCGUCCCGGUACCGCACAAAGCGUUCCAGUCCUUUCUUGCCACCCGGACAGGUCUCUUGACGUCGCGCCCUGUGAGCAGCUGCGUAGCGAGCACGCCCUCGUAUGCCCCGGUCUCCUUGGGAACCCCAGUGGGUCGUGUCCGAAUGGCCCUAGCGCCGCCUCAGAGACCAGGGGUCCUCCAGUUCUGACUGAUGGAGGUGUCUCUCCAAUCGGGGGGCAGUGUGAGACCAGCAUGUCCACAGCCGCAGCGCUGAAGGCGAAGGCUUCGUCAGGUGCUGUGUGUAGUCAAAUACUCCCAUCCCGUGCCGCUCCGAACGUGGCUGCUCUCCAGCCCAUCGCUGGAGCCUAUCCGGUUGCCGGUGGCGGCGCUCUGGGAGCAGUCGCAAUCUCAAACAACAUGGAUCGCCGUGCUCCCGUUGCUCCCGGUAAAAACGAUUCUACGGGGACUGUCGUCGCUCUCACGUACGCUGGCAAGGCUGGAAUGGGGAGCACUUCAUUUGGAAGUCCCGCGUCUUCGGUCUACGCAUCUCGUCCGAAUCUCGAUGCAUCCGCAGGAACAGAAAUGAAGGCAGUCGCCAGAAGCGACGCUUCGCUCUGUCAUCCAAGCUGCAUGCCUCUUCAGGAAUUUAGUGCCUCUGUUGGUCGUCCAGGCGGCGUGCCAACCCCUGCUAGUCUGGCUCAUGCUGGUGCACAUGCCGCCGCAUUGGGAGGGCGUGAUGUGAUGGGCGCCUCGCAGUUAGCGUCUCCGAAGGAGUUACGUGGUCGCGGUUCAACGCUACGCCCGCUUCCGCAGCCAGGUGUCCCUGGCAGUGCGCCGGUUGUCCGCGACAGCGUAGGAUCGGCAGCCCGAAUCGCCGUUAUUCCAAACACCAUUCAUGUCGCCAGUGUUUUCGCUGGCCCCGAAAACGGCCCUGCGGGCGCCGUAAGAGUGACACAGUGCGGCAACGCAGGUGUGGCAGUCCCCAGGUUAAACAAAAAGGAACGUUCAUCGAUGCCGCUGUUUCAUGAAACUGCCCCAGUUCCUGCCGCGCCGACCGUCCAGCCGCUAGCUUGGCCUGUCGGGACUAGUGGCAGUUGCCCUCCACCGGUUCUCCAAAAUGCCUACGUUCGAUACACAGUUCCGGCGCGCGAGAGCGUAGAACAAGGGUCUGCGGGUUCGCCGCUGGCGGUGAAGUGUGCUCCCCUGAGGGGGUCGACGGGGGCUGCGGUGAAUGCUUCAUCGGCUGCGGUCCGGUGGGGACGUUCGGCUGACGGGCGCCUCCAUUCCGACUCCGCACAGCGCUCUCUGUCUUCCGAAUCCGAGCAGCCACUCCUCGGAGACAGGGCCUCGACUGUCUCGUCGACUGUGCGCUCACCGACGGAGUCUGGCUCCGCCAGCCACGGCGCAGUCCGUCUCUUCCCAGCGGAGAGCGGGGGCGGCCGUUUAGUGUAUCCUUUGGGCGCGGGAUGCUGGGCGAGGCGGGUGGCGCCGAACGAGACACGCCGCUCGGGGGGUUCAGGAUCGGCGGGUGGUUGGGGGGGGAAUCAGAGCGCGGCUGCGGGUGGCUUCACGCAAAGCGGAAGCCAAAGGCAAGCUACAGACUCACUGAACGGAGGCCCCUCGCAACUGCCAUUCCGCCGAAGCAUCCCGGCGGAGCCUGCAAGCGCAGCAGCAGCGCCGAUGCAGCCCGCGCGCCCGGGAUCGGUGGAGCACUGUCACGCGAACGCCGCGGCGCCGAAGGAGGGUGCGUCCGUCCACCAGCAACCCCUGCCGCAGUGGAUGCCGUAUCCCCAGCGUCUUAGCGAUCCGUGCCAUGCCACUCCCUGGUCGGCGACGCCGAUGCAGCACUUCCAGCCUCAGCCGGGCCUCCGCAUGCACGUUUCCCAGGCAGUGCCUCACGACAAGUUCCUCGCGGGCGGCCUCAGUCCAGUCCGCGCGACAUAUGCUCCAGUUUCGACUGCUGCUCAGCACGGGAUGUCAGGGCCGGUGCAAGGUGGCAGCUGCUAUAUCAUGUUCCACACGGGUCCGUACAAUCCAGGACAGAGCAUGCGUGCCUGCUUUCCAAGUAGCUAG
Messenger RNA from Besnoitia besnoiti, 5124 nucleotides. RefSeq lists its product as uncharacterized. Bases 1 to 5124 code for a protein of 1707 amino acids. Lineage: Eukaryota; Apicomplexa; Conoidasida; Eucoccidiorida; Sarcocystidae. The transcript is spliced from 6 exons. The record is from RefSeq and is a predicted model, not a curated record.